Cavenderia fasciculata is the source of this 1161-nucleotide messenger RNA. RefSeq lists its product as uncharacterized. NCBI's taxonomy places the organism in Eukaryota, Evosea, Eumycetozoa, Acytosteliales, Cavenderiaceae. Bases 1 to 1161 code for a protein of 386 amino acids. The transcript has 5 exons. Gene Ontology annotation, molecular function: ubiquitin protein ligase activity; protein binding. The record is from RefSeq and is a predicted model, not a curated record. Gene Ontology annotation, cellular component: cytoplasm.
AUGUCUGAUGAAGAAGAAGAAGAAGAUAAUGAUGAUGAUCUAGAAUCACAACUAUCAAUUGAACAAAGAGUUGUGAAUCAAUCAGAUCUCGAUGCAUUAACAUGUCCGAUAUGUCUGUCUCUGAUGACUUCUCCCGUCAAACAAUGUGUGUCUGGUCAUCUUGGUUGUGAGAGUUGUUUGGAAAAGGUUGCAGAGACAACUGGUAGAUGUCCACAAUGUAGAAUACGUAUCUCAAAAGGAAAAUUGUCAAGAUCACUACUUGCUGAUCAAAUGUUAUCAUCUCUAAAGGUUGGUAUAUUAUCGGUAGUUGGGUCCAUGGAUAUUCAUUGUGAGAAUCAAUUUAGAUAUAAUAAAGAAACAGAUAAAUGGGAAAAGGAUGAAAAUGGAUGUCAAGAGAUUACAACUGUAGCAACAUCAGAUGAUCACAUGAAAACGUGUAAAUAUAAUCUUUUAAAAUGUCCCUUUGGAGAAGACUUUUGUGAUUUUACUGGAACAAAAGAAGAAGUUGAUAAACAUAUUCUAAGCGAAUUAUCUGAUCAUAUUGCAGGCAAUCAUCAAUAUAUGAAUUGUCAGAUCGAGUCACUUAAACAACAAUUUAAUGAAUCAAUAGAAUCAUUCAAGGAAUCAUACAAUCAACAAAUGAAUACACAAAUCCAGUUACUUCAACAACAAAUUAAAUCUAUUGAAUUUACAAAUGUAUAUACGGAUGAAAAGCUUAGAAAAUACAAGGAAAAAACAAAAGAAAUGAUCAAACAUACACCAGCAGUUCAAUUUGAAUGGGUUAUUGAAAACUUUGGUGAAAAAUAUAAAUCAAAAACUGACCAAGAGUCUGAUGAUUUUAAAAUGGGUGGUUUCGAUUGGUACAUUGCUUCUUAUAUGGACAGUAACGAGGAUGACACUGGUCAGUUAGGAUUUUAUGUUCAUUUGCACAACAAUCCUGGAAAAUUGGUAAAGAUGUGUUUUACUUUGGAAGUGGUGUUCUCUUGCUCACAAAGCUACUCUGAACAGCUUACCUAUAUUUAUGACCACACAGAUACUGGAUCGGGGUUUGAUCGAGACCCAGAAAUAUAUUUGAAAGGAAUACAAGACAAUGAUUCUGUCACUGUUCAAUUCAAAGGUUUUGUCUCAUCGAUUAAAGAUGAUCCAGAUUUUAAAAAAUGA